AGUCUGCUGGCAAGGAAAAGAAAGAAGGAAAAAAAAAAAAAAAAUGGCAGGGAGGAGCAAACCGGCGGGGGAGGAAAUAAAAAGAGAGAGGGAAAGACAAGCGUCAUUUAGGAAGGGGUAGAGUGAGAGAAAGAGCUCAGGAUCUAAAACCCACAGCAUUUUAUAUCUUUUCUCCUCCCCAGAGAUCCCUGUCCCGUCACUUUCCUGACAGAGGUGCUGUGACAGGCUGCCUUCUCAGAAGUCCAAGAAGAAGCUCAGACUGCUGUUCCUUCCCUCUCAAGUCCAGGGGUCUCCCUGGUAAUGGAUUGCUUCUCUCUGAGUUUUUGCCCUGAGGAGACCACCCAGAUCUAGUCUGUGAACUCAGCUAGGAGACACCACUGUAACAAUGACAGACGAGCCCAUAAAGGAGAUCCUGGGAACCCCAAAGUCUCCCAAGCCGGUGGCAAUGGAAAAGAAUGCCAAUGGCGAAGUGGUGGUUACCUUGGUGCCCCUGGUCAGUGAGAUUCAGCUGGCGGCCGCCACCGGGGGCGCUGAGCUCUCCUGCUACCGCUGCGUCAUCCCCUUCGCCGUGGUGGUCCUCAUCACCGGGACCGUGGUCACUGCCGUGGCGUACAGCUUCAACUCCCAUGGCUCCAUCAUCUCCAUCUUGGGCCUGGUCCUUCUGUCCCUGGGACUUUUCCUGUUAGCGUCCAGCGCCCUGUGCUGGAAGGUGAGGCAGAGGAGCAAGAAAGCCAAGAGGCGGGAGAGCCAGACAACUCUGGUGGUGAAUCAGAGAGGCUGGUUUGCUUAGGACUGAAUGAGACCAGUUGGGACGCGUGACCCGAAGGACCUGCUGUCACUUCAUCAGCCAGGGCACCCAGGACGGCUGUGGGGAGCACGCACUUGGCCUGGACCAGAGGCACGGGUCGGCCUGACGGCGGAAGGUGCGCAGGGCUCUCGUCUGUGAGCAAUGACUCCUUUCUUCUUCAACGACAAACUUAACUCCAAGGGCUAUUCUAAGACUGAAAAUCCUCUGUAUUAAAUAUUUUAGGAGUCAUGAGAGGUUCGUGGCAUUAGACAUUUUGUUGGAAAGUAGGCCAGAAAAGCUGAGUUCUGGCACACCAGUGACCUGCCUCCCAAGGAGAUAACCCACACUAUUAAGAUGUUAUAUCCCAAGAAUGUUCUGCUGAGAGUCUGAUCUGCUUUGGACUUUGCAUUCACCCGUGAAAUUCUAUGAUAUUUCUUUUUCCCGAAAAGUUGAUUCUCUGGCAUCUGUUUAUUUUUCAUGUUCAGUAAAGCAUCACUGGUGGUACUUUUCUUGAGGAAUAAACUAAUAUUUUUUUUUAUGUUUUAACAUUGGACAGUUCUUACAUGAUUGUAAUGAUGUGUCAGAUCAUUAAAAAAGGUAAAAUGUGUAGCUACUAGAUCACAUGGGGGGAUAAAUUAAUAUUAAAAUAAUCCUAUACAGCACUUUUGAUGAUUUUUAUAUUUCAUGUAAAAAUUUAAGUUUCAUGUACAGUUCAUUCAAAAUAAUAAAUACUCAUUGCUGCUGAAA
Bubalus bubalis (water buffalo) is the source of this 1534-nucleotide messenger RNA. It is a transcript of the gene TMEM100, whose product is annotated as transmembrane protein 100. The record is from RefSeq and is a predicted model, not a curated record. Gene Ontology annotation, biological process: cellular response to BMP stimulus. NCBI's taxonomy places the organism in Eukaryota, Metazoa, Chordata, Mammalia, Artiodactyla, Bovidae. The coding region runs from base 386 to 790 and encodes 134 amino acids. The transcript is spliced from 2 exons.